GCGGGGAUAUCGUAGCCUGGCGGAGCCCAGUCGAGUCCCGUGAGUCCGGGCAAGCACAGCUAUUAAGGUAGUACGUGGUGGUGGUGUAGGCGUCGUCCGGGACUGAGAUUUUGAGCCGCCAUCAAGAAGUAUCUCCACGGUGUGACUGUGCGUUUACGUGUAAUCGUCAGUUCCGCGUGGUACGCAUCAAAACCGGCUCGAUUCGUGGUCGAUUUUAUUGUUUCAGAGAACUAAAAGAGCCUUAUUCUGUUGUACCGCGUGUUAUAAGAGUGUGUAUGUGAGUGUGCGUGUGUCUGAUAAAAAGAAAGGUUAGAAAGAUGUAAAGAGUAAAUGUAGAGAGAUACAGGCGAGAGGGAAUUGAAGGAAAGAGAGAAUGAGAAAGAAAGAAAGAUGGAAUAUAGUCGGUGUGUACUAGUAUGAAUCGAAAGAGCGGCUAUUCGACCGAACCCGGUGAGGAGGAGGCGAGAGCUGUCACUUCGAUCGCCAUUUUAGCGCCGAGGCGGUGAAGAACCACCGGGUAUGCAUGCCGGCAGUGGCGACGAAACGGGGCGCCCUGACACGAUGGAUGGUGGUGCUGUUCGUGGGCUGUGGCUCUUUUAGUGACUUUUCUCGCGAGUGUAUCUUAUUGUGUUUUGGAAGAGACGAAUAUGCGAAACGGUAGAAAAGAGGAAAGGAAAAAGUGGUACGUACAACGAUAGGCUGUCUUUGUGCCGGAACUGAGCAGACACCUCUCCCUUUCGGAUCGACGGACCUGUUUUCCACUUCAUGACGGCGAAAGAAGAAUCAGUGGUGGUGUCACGACGACGUUAGAACCACAUCGCUGGCCUCGUAUAUAAACCCGUGGAAGACUCAACUACAUACGGAGGAAUCGAACAGGCGCGCACGAUGAUUCUGCGCGUCUGAGAAUACCGAAUACACAAGAGAGAGGGAGCAAGAUAGAUAGAUGGAUAGAUAGAUAGCUAGAUAGAUAGAUAGAUAGAUAGAUAGAUAGAUAGAUAGAUAGAUAGAUAGAUAGAUAGAGAUAGAUAGGACAGAUAAAACGUGUGGAAAGAAAUACACGACGAGUUAAGAAUUUGCGUAUGUUUGUAUUUAUCACGUUCGGUAGUGGAUAAAGAAACGAGUGAUAACUGGAAAUCUACGACAAAAAGUGGAAAAGAAAUAUAUCUAAUUGUGAGAGGAACACAAACGAUGUUAUUGUUUCAUGUUAUGCGUUUCUUCAAUCCCUGAUGAUCAGUGCUUGCUCUCAGUGUAAUCGAUUAACUCUCGCGAGUGUCUAUUGAUUAAAUCGUCGACAGAAGAUCAGAGAAGGAAGUGAUAAAAUUUUUUUGAAAGAAAAAGAGAAUUAGAAAAGGAGAACGAGUGAAACGUAAAAAAAGAAAGUUAUAUAAUAAAGAGGAGAAGAUCCAGAGAAAAUAAAAGAAAAAAAACAGAAGAGAAUAGAAAAUUGGUGACGAUUGUGAGUGGUCCGUGGUGCGUGGCGAGAAAGUGUGUGCUCUAAACGGAGCACGUUGCAAAGGAAUAGAAUAUCGAGGACGGGGGGUCCAGAGCGACAUUGGGGGGGCGUGUGAGACUGAUUUUGCCCCCCCUACCCCCUGUCUAUCGUCUAAAACUGUGACUUCAUCGUCGUCAAGUCAAUUUUUCGUCGACGUUACAACGUUGCCGUUUAGGUGUGGGCGAGGCUCGAGGAAGGGCACCUCGCGGAGGAUUCUCGGGCGCAGCGAGGGAGAUCGUAGCACAAGAGUGGAAAUAGGACAGACGAAAGAUGGCGGCGUUCCCGGGGAGGAGGAGGAGUAGCGGCGAGGGGUCGGCGAGGAUGGGAUGGUGGACGGUGUCGCACCAGCAGCAGCUCCGGCUUCUCCUCUCGUUCCUGGUCCUGUUGUCGCCCCGACUCCCCGUCCGCUCGACACCCGCGGACAUAGUGCAAAGGUUCCACGACCCGGAGGUGAAGAGGAUGAACCAUUUGGUGGUGGACAAGAACACGGGGCGGGUGUACGUGGGGGCGGUGAACCGGCUUUACCAGCUCUCGCCCGACCUGAGCGUGGUCGUGAAGGAGGUGACCGGGCCGAAAGGGGACUCGAACGCUUGCUCCAUGAUCGACUGUCCCAGGGAGACCCCGACCCGGCUCGUCGACAACGUGAACAAAGCCCUGGUGAUCGACUACACGACCACCAGGCUCAUCUCGUGCGGCAGCCUGUCCCAGGGCACGUGCAGGGUGCGCAAUCUUCACAACAUCUCGGACGUGGUGCAGGAGGUGAAGGAGGCCGUGGUCGCCAACAACGCGACCGCGUCGACGGUCGCGUUCAUAGCCCCGGGGCCCCCCAACCCCCCCGUCUCCCAGGUGAUGUACGUGGGCGUCACGUUCACCGGCAACUCGCCCUACCGAUCCGAGGUGCCCGCGGUCAGCUCGCGCUCGCUCGACAAGGACAGGAUGCUCAACAUCGCGGAGGCCGCCGUCACGACCGGGACCAGGAUGUACGUCAACUCGUUGUCGCGCGAGAGAUACCCCAUCAACUACGUGUACGGGUUCAGCAGCGGCGGUUUCAGCUACUUCAUGACCACGCAGAUGAAGAACACCGAUACGGCCGUGUUCAUAUCCAAGUUGGUGCGGGUCUGCCACGACGACGAGCAUUACUACUCGUACACCGAGAUCCCGAUCAACUGCACCAACGACGGCACGUACUACAAUCUGGUGCAGGCGGCCUACGUGGGCAAGGCCGGCUCGGUCCUCGCCGGGGAUUUGGGCAUCACCGCCCAGGACGACGUGCUGUUCGCCGUUUUCUCCGAGAGCAACACCACCAGCAGCGACAUACCCAAGAACCAUUCGGCGCUGUGCGUGUACUCGCUCAAGGCCAUCCGAAGGAAGUUCAUGACCAACAUACAGAAGUGCUUCAGCGGCGAGGGGCACAGGGGAUUGGAGUACAUCUCCCCGAGCCACAAGUGCAUCUUAACGAAACUGCAAACGAUCGGCGAGGAUUUCUGCGGUCUGGACGUGAACACGCCUCUUGGGGGCGAGGACCCGAUGGAGGGGACCCCCGUGCUCACUUUCGAUACGCAUCUGACGGCCGUUGCCGCCACCUCGACCGGGGACUACACGGUCGUCUUCGUGGGCACGAACGAGGGUCAUCUGAAAAAGGUCGUGGUGGAGAGCUCGUCCCUGGCCCUGGAAUACGGAGAUCUGGAGAUCGAUCCAGGCUCCCCCGUGAACCCGGAUUUGCUGUUCGACUCGCAGCUGAUGCACCUGUACGUGAUGACGCAGAAAACCGUGUCCAAGGUGAAAGUGCAGGAAUGCUCGGUGUACAAGACCUGCCUGGACUGUCUGGGUGCCAAGGAUCCGUACUGCGGCUGGUGCUCGUUGGAGAACAAAUGCAAUCUGCGCAGCGAUUGCCAGGACGCCGCCAAAGAUCCCCUGUAUUGGAUCUCGUACAAGAGCGGCAGAUGCACGACCAUCACGACCGUCACACCUGAUCAAUUGCAGCGCACGACCGCCAGAACCCUAGAGUUGGUCAUCGAGAACCUGCCAACCCUCUCCGGCCAAUUCCUUUGCGCGUUCUCGACCCUGGACAAGACCCUGAUCACGAACGCCUCGAGGAAAUCUUUCGGGGUGAACUGCACCACGCCUAGGACGGAUCUGUUGCCGUCCAUCCCCCAGGGCCAGCACCACUUCACCGCCAAACUUUCCGUCAGAAUGACGAACGGGCCCGACCUCGUCGACACGAAUUUCACCUUCUUCGAUUGCAACACGUACAGCUCGUGCACAAAGUGCGUGUCAUCGAGUUUCCCCUGCGACUGGUGCGUGGACGGGCACAGGUGCACGCAUGACACAGCUGAGAAUUGCCGGAACGAUAUAUUGGUCACGGGAAUUAGCAGAACUGGUCCGAGCUACAGAAGCGGGCCGGCGUUCUGCCCGACGUUGAACGCGACCGAUUCCCAGGAAAUCUUAGUGUCUUCCGGCGUGAAGAAGGUGAUACGAGUUAAAGUGCACAUCAUCGGGCAAUUCAUCGUGCAGACCCGCUUCGUCUGCCAGUUCAACAUAGAGGGCCGUGUGACGAUCGUGAACGCUCGACUGCUCGCGGACACGAUUUACUGCGAGGAGACCGAGUUCUCGUACACGUCCCGCGCCCCCAACAUCACCGUGCCGUUCGCCGUGAUAUGGGGCGGCUCGAAACCGUUGGACAACCCGCACAACAUACAUCUGGUGAUAUACCGGUGCCGGGACAUGGCCGACAAUUGCGGAAUGUGCCUGACCCUGGCUCCCAAGUACGACUGCGGAUGGUGCCAGAGCACGGACAGAUGCGAGGUGAAGGACAACUGCGAGCGUAACAUCGGCAUGUGGUUGAACAGCAAUCAGACUUGUCCGAACCCCGAGAUACACUCGUUCGAGCCGGUCAUGGGUCCUUGGGAAGGCAACACGAACGUGACGAUACGCGGCAUCAACUUGGGCCAGACGUUCAAGGAUAUUUAUCGUGGCGUGAUGGUGGGUGGAUUACGAUGCCAGCCGUACGAGGAACUGUACAUGCGGACGAAGCAAAUAGUGUGUCGGGUGGACGGUCCAGGUACACCGGAGGGCAAACGGGGACCUGUGAUCGUGAAGAUCGAGGACUUCAGAGGGACGUCCGAGUACAACUUCGAGUUCGUGGAUCCACAGAUCCUCUCGAUAUCGCCGAAGUACGGGCCGAUGAGCGGCGGGACGACGGUUAGGAUCACGGGGAAAUACAUGAACGCCGGUAGCACGAUCAAGGCGUUCAUCGACGAGCUGUCGUGCUCCAUAAUCAGCGCGGAGAUGAACGAGGCGCUUUGCAUGACCAGCGCAAGCGAUCACAAGAGGAACGGAACGGUGAAGAUGACGUUCGAUGGCGCGUUUCGAAUCUACAGCGGGACGUUCGAAUACGCGGACGAUCCGACGAUCGAGAGCGUGGAGAGCGGGGUCGCCGGGCAGAUGAAGAUCCCGAAAGGGAUCCCGGCCGGUGGGAUAAAGAUCUCCGUUACCGGGAAGAAUCUUGGCUACAUACAGAGCCCCCAGAUGUACGUGUACUACGACGAGAAGAUGUUCGUCUCGCAGUGCGAGGUGCACAGCCAAGAGAGCAUGAUCUGUAAAUCACCGACUAUCGAAGUUCCGGACAAUGUUGUCCUGGACGCGGAGAAACCAGCCAUGUUGGAAUACGGUUUCCGUAUGGACAACGUGACGGGCGUACAGAACCUGUCGCAACACGGGUUCAAUCACUUUCUACUCUAUCCGAAUCCGAUCUACGAGGUGUUCGACGAGGAGAUCAAGUAUUACAAGAGCGACUAUCUGACCAUCAAUGGCCAACAUCUAGACCGCGCCUGUCAAGAAUCGGACGUGACGGUGCAAAUAGGAAAUGCGUUCUGCAACGUGACCUCGCUGUCCAGGCAGCAGCUCACUUGCAGGCCACCUUUGACGCAACCGCCUGCCAUCGAUUCCGACGGUUUCCCGAACAAGCAAGAGCUGCCCGAAGUGAUAGUGAUCGUGGGCGGCACGCUUCGUUACAAUAUAGGGAAACUGAGCUACGCACUGCCAGCAGGGCUGAACGGGCCUCUAUCGAAACCGGCCCUGUUCGGCGUGAUCGCCGCCAUAGUAAUCCUAGUAGUCGUGUUCAUCGCCUUUCUUAUCGCGUAUCGGCGCAAGUCCACGGAGAGCAAUCGGGUGUUGAAGAACAUGCAGGAGCAGAUGGACAUUCUGGAGCUUCGAGUCGCGGCCGAGUGCAAGGAGGCGUUCGCCGAAUUGCAAACGGAGAUGACGGACUUGACGGGUGACCUGACCAGUGGAGGGAUACCUUUCUUGGAUUAUCGUACCUACGCCAUGAUGAUACUGUUCCCGAGCGACGACAACAGCCCCGUGUUGCAAUGGGACAGGCCGGAAUUGGCGCGCAAAGAGAAAGGACUGCGUUUGUUUGGACAGUUGAUAAUGAAUAAGACGUUUCUACUACUUUUUGUAAGAACUCUCGAGAGCAAUCGUUACUUCUCGAUGAGGGAUAGGGUGAACGUAGCUAGCCUUAUUAUGGUCACGCUUCAGAGCAAGAUGGAAUAUUGUACGGACAUCCUAAAGACUCUUUUGGCGGAACUGAUAGAGAAAUGUACAGAGGGAAAGAGCCAUCCGAAACUCUUCCUUAGACGAACGGAAAGCGUCGCUGAAAAGAUGUUGUCAGCUUGGUUCACUUUCCUUUUGUACAAAUUCAUGCGAGAAUGCGCCGGCGAGCCGUUGUACGUGCUAUUUCGUGCAGUGAAACAACAAGUCGAUAAGGGUCCAGUCGAUGCCAUUACAUCCGAAGCGCGAUAUUCAUUGUCGGAAGAGAAACUAAUCAGACAGUCCAUUGAUUUCAAACCAAUGACGGUCUAUGUAUCCAUAUCCCAACAAACGGUCUUCGUCGGUGGUAUGGAUCCAAACACAGAGAACGUUCCAGUCAAGGUUCUCGAUUGUGACACGAUAUCUCAAGUGAAGGAGAAGGCAUUGGACACGAUCUACAGAGCCACGCCUUACAGCCAAAGACCGAGGAAAGAUGAUCUUGAUCUUGAAUGGCGAACUGGGGCAUCCGGCAGAUUGAUCCUCUACGACGAAGACUCGACUACGAAAACGGAAGGCGAAUGGAAGAAGCGGAACACGUUGAAUCAUUACAGGGUACCGGAUGGAGCGUCGCUCAACCUAGUCUCCAAACAAUCGUCCAUCUACAAUCUAUCGAUCCUCUCCGAGAAAACGGACAAAUCGCACAAAUACGAAACCCUGAACCUUAGUAAAUUCAGCUCGGCCAGCCCGCCCCUCUCCCGUGCCACGUCGCCGUUGAAUCAGAAUCACGACGGCGGUUUGAAAUGCUGGCAUCUCGUCAAACACCACGACUCCGAUGCACGGAAGGAAGGAGACCGUGGAAACAAAAUGGUUUCGGAAAUCUAUCUGACGAGGCUACUAGCGACGAAGGGUACCCUUCAAAAAUUCGUGGACGACCUUUUCGAAACAAUCUUUAGCACUGCCCAUCGGGGAUCGGCCCUCCCCCUCGCGAUCAAAUACAUGUUCGAUUUCAUGGACGAUCAAGCGCUGCAACACGGCAUAUCUGAUCCCGAAGUAGUUCAUACAUGGAAGAGUAACUCGCUUCCGCUCAGGUUUUGGGUGAAUCUUAUCAAAAACCCGAACUUUAUCUUCGAUAUACAUAAGUCGAACAUCGUGGACUCGUGUCUGUCUGUCGUCGCGCAAACGUUUAUGGACAGUUGUUCCACCUCGGAUCAUAGAUUAGGUAAGGACUCGCCAAGUUCUAAAUUACUAUAUGCAAAGGACAUUCCAGUGUACAAAGAGUGGGUAGAACGUUAUUAUGCAGAUAUCAAAGUGAUGCCAGCCAUAUCCGAUCAAGACAUGAAUGCCAUGCUUGCCGAAGAGUCUAGGUUACACACGACGGAAUUCAACACGAAUUGUGCCCUUUACGAAUUAUACACGUACGCGGGUAAAUACAACGAACAAUUGAUAGUUACUCUGGAAGAGGAUGAGUUCUCGCAGAAACAGAGAUUGGCAUACAAACUCGAACAAGUACACAAUAUAAUGGCGGCGGAUAACCCCUGAUGUACCAUGAACUCUAUGAAGCAUAUGACAAAGCCCGCCCGCCAAGAGCUACCGUGCUGAAUACUCAAUCAAGCAGUUAGGUACUCUUAAUCAAGCACCAAGAGGACUGGCCUAUGUUGUAAUCGAUCGUCUCAGGUUUCCGUGCAAGCCAGUUAUCUCAGCUUAGUACGCGAAUUAUUAUUAUAAAAAGAAGAAAUUGCACAAUGGACCGCUCGAAAUGCUCGACAGGAGGAGGAGAAGAAUGUUUGAAGAAUGUUUACAAGGAUUGAAGUGUUUGUGACAAAGUCUUCUGAAUUUGGUCGCUGGAUACCAGGUGUGGCGAAUAAUCGCACAGCGCAUUGUCAUACGAUUGUACAUAAAAUACCAAAAUCACGAUUAAUUGUAAUAGAAUUAUCGACGUGCACCCACACCUUCUGGCGGCCGCGAUCAACGCAAAAAAUGAAAAACUGAUAAAUUUCGCGCGCUAUGAUAUCGUCGUGGCGUCGAUUGAUACGCCACGUCCGGCGGAUAGGAUUUUUAAAACAAACGAAAAUAAUAGAACAUUAGUGUUAUAAGUGAGUGAACGAAUCAGCCGAUCGAUCCGAUAAUUUGUAAAUGUGUUUAAAACGGCCGAUAUUUGCCGCCGCUAUCGGGGAUCGGCGAUUUUUAACGAAGAAACAUUUCCAUCCACCGCUACUAGCUGAAAUUUUUUUGAAUUACGAACUGACGAAUUUUAAUAAAUAAGAUAAUUAACGAUUAACGAUGAUUAAUUAAACAUAUGGGUAUAUUAUAUAUACAUGGAUGGUAUGUCGUAUGUAUAUGUGUACAUAUAUACACUUUAUACUGGCGCAAAAAAAGUAUGUGUGUAUGUAUAUGCAGUAUCCGAAAAAAGAGCGCGCGUACAGUAUUGGCGCUAAUUCCGAGAUAUUUCUCUCGCGACGAUUGAUUGUUGUAUAAGAGAUGAGCAAGAGAUAAGCAAGAAGAAGAAGAAGAAGAAGAAGAAGAAAAAGAAAAUAUAGAAACAUAGAAAUGUAACAAUACGAUUCUUGUCCAAAUUUGUAAACAUAUAAAUUUCAAUCGUCGAUCGUCGAUCGAUUAGCUCGCCAUACUGUACGUGCGCUAUGCAUUACGCGUAUUAUUUAUACUUACAUGCAUCCAAAACGAAAAAAAAGGAAGGAGUCGUCCGCGAAAUCGGAGACAGACUGUGUAUUAGUUGAUAGGUAUUAAUCUAUGGACUAUGGCCGAGCGCGAGGCCAGCUCGAUGUGACGGUUGUGUUGAGUGUGCGUGCUUCCCCUCCUUGGUCUCCAGCUCAUUGUUCCAUUUUACCAUUAAUCGUUCGUUCUCAUCGUCGUGCAUCCAUCACCUGAUGUUCAUCACUUGAUCAUUGUCGCGCAAUUCAUAUUCAUCAGAAAAAGAUUACCCAUUGUCCUCGUGUCAUCAUUACCUCUCUUUGUAUUACAUGUAGUAAAGAUGUCCACUAUCGACGCCUCUUCUACUCUUUCUCAUCAUUCCUAAGAAAUCACAUUGUGCCACUCUCUCUUCUCCCUUGUAAUGCUUCAACGCCUCCGUCGUCAUGUUGUUGUCACUCUUAAUUAUUGUAAUAUAUAAUGAAUAACGAUCACUGUUGAGUAUUGUCUGAUUGUAAUACAUUGAUAUUGAAUUGAUAUGAAUUGAUAAUCAUUAAUUAAAGCGUAACAUUAAACUUUGUGGAUGUAGCUAUAUUGGUAUGGAUGAAAGUUUAAAACGGUUGAUGCAAGUGAGAGAAGGCAUGAUCGAAAGCCGUUCGCGAUAAGCAGCACUCAAAAAUAAAUUUUGUUCUAGGAACAUUUUACCUACGCGCCAUUUUCAAUGGAACCUCGAAUGUUCGUUUUUAAUCUAUAUAUAUAUAUAUAUAUAUAUAUAUAUAUAUAUCAUAGAAAGAGGGAUCAACAACGGUAUCAUCAUUUUCCAAAAUAUUUCACUAGAAAUCGUCAGAACUUUCACUACGUUUCUUCCAAUUUAAUCGUAUGUUUAACGUAUUUUACAAACGUUAAAUAAAAUAUUGCAAACGCACAUCGAAACUGAAUGAAGUCACGUAAGAUUUUUCAAAUCCGCGUAGGUUAAUUUCGAUAUUACGAAAUAUCGAUAUUACGAAAUAUCGAUAUUACGAUCGAAAAAAGAAUUCAUAUCGUCGAAGGUGUUCGAAUUGGAGCAACCUUCAGAGUUCUGUCGAUGCGGACGGCUAGUAGCGAAUGAGUGUUGUUCGUGUGUGCGUGAGUGUGUCCCGUGCGUCAAUUCAAUGUGCAGUUGUCAGUGGAGAAAGUAUUUAUUGCUCAAAAAACAUCGGAAGACCGUGUGUGGAAAGGUAAGGCAGCAGGGAAAGAUGCGGAGUUGGUAGGCUACGGGAAAGGAACGGGGGAGGGGGAAUGGAUGGGUACGUAAAUAAAAGCGAUGAACGUACGUGUAAUAUGAAGAUGAAGAAAAAAAAAAAUGGAUCACAGACAGGGUACUCCGCCAAGUCGAGAAAUACUAAAAAAGAAAAAAAAAAAGCGAAAGAAAUUCACGUCGUUCAAUCGCUGUAUCAUUUGCAAACGACAAAAAGAUAAAUAAAUAAAAAAAGACAAAGGACUCGUAGCGCCCUCCCCCGCGCACGCCGACUUCAAAUGGUACUAAUAAACCCAAAGUGCCUCUGGUAGAUUUUUGGGCAUAAGCUUGAGUAAUAAAGACUACAUAGCGUUUAUUAUAAAAGCACGACUACGACGCGAUCGCUGAUUGUAAUAAAACGAUGAUAAUAAUAAUUAAAAAAAAAAAAAAGAAGAAAAAAAAAAG
This is a messenger RNA of Apis mellifera (honey bee), 10349 nucleotides long. It is a transcript of the gene PlexA, whose product is annotated as plexin-A4. Gene Ontology annotation, biological process: semaphorin-plexin signaling pathway involved in axon guidance; regulation of cell shape; sensory neuron axon guidance. Gene Ontology annotation, molecular function: protein binding; semaphorin receptor activity. The coding region runs from base 1763 to 7561 and encodes 1932 amino acids. Gene Ontology annotation, cellular component: semaphorin receptor complex. NCBI's taxonomy places the organism in Eukaryota, Metazoa, Arthropoda, Insecta, Hymenoptera, Apidae. The transcript is spliced from 13 exons. The record is from RefSeq and is a predicted model, not a curated record.